Molecule: messenger RNA, 1260 nt
Organism: Setaria italica (foxtail millet)
Lineage: Eukaryota; Viridiplantae; Streptophyta; Magnoliopsida; Poales; Poaceae
Product: putative cyclin-dependent kinase F-2
Exons: 1
Coding region: 1-1260 (419 amino acids)
Biological process (GO): regulation of mitotic cell cycle; protein phosphorylation
Cellular component (GO): nucleus
Molecular function (GO): cyclin-dependent protein serine/threonine kinase activity; ATP binding
Source: RefSeq, a predicted model, not a curated record
AUGUCUAACGACACCGUGGUGAUUGGUGCCAACGCCGCCGACAUGACCGAGGUCGCCACCCGGCUCGCGGCCGUCUGCGACAUGAUCGAGGAGCACCGCAAGUCGGGAACGGCCAUCUGCGUUAGGCGCGCCACCGCCAUCUGCGCCAUGAUCAACGACGUCGCCGCCGCCGCCGCUGAGGGAAGGCCGACGACGACCGGCAGCGGCGACGGGAGGAAGCGGCCGCGAAUGGAGAGCGCCUGCUCGUACGAGGAGGUCGACGAGCUCGGCGUGGGCUUGUCCGGAUUCGUCGUCAGGGGGCGGCACCGCGCCACUGGCGAGGACGUCGCCCUGAAAUCGCUCCACCGCGAGGGCUGCGGCGUCGGCGGCGGCAUCGGGAGGCUCCUGAGGGAGGCCUGUUUCAUGGCGGCCUUCAGAGGCCACCCCUUCCUCGUCGCGCUCCGCGGCGUCGUGCGGGUGCCCGGCGUCGCCGCGGACGGCGACGACGACGACGACUACUCCCUCGUCAUGGACUACGUGGGGCCGAGCCUCCUCGACGUGCUGCGCGCCCGCGGCCGGCCAUUCACGGAGCCCAACGUGCGCGUCGCCAUGCGGCAGCUGCUGGCCGGCGCCGAGGCGAUGCACCGGCACCGGAUCGUCCACCGCGACAUCAAGUCCGAGAACAUCCUCGUCGCCGUCGGCGGCGGCGCCGUCAGCGUCAGGAUCUGCGACUUCGGAAGCGCCAAGUCGACGGCCGAGCAGAGCCCGCCGGGGCAGAUCGCCGGGACGAUGGAGUACAUGGCGCCGGAGGUGCUGGUGAGGAACGCGGACCACGGCGUGCCCGCCGACGCGUGGUCGCUCGGCUGCGUCAUGGCGGAGCUCCUCACCCGCGAGCUGCCGUUCAGGGGAGAGGACAUGGCCGACCAGCUGCGCGAGAUCUUCGACGUCCUUGGCGUGCCGGACGAGCGGGCGUGGGAGGCAAUGAGGCCACGGGUCCUCGCCGGCGAGGUAAAGCAGUGGCGCGCGCAGAAGCGGCGGGUGGGGCACGGCAACCGGCUGCGGGAGCUGAUCCCGGAGGAGGUGCUCUCCGACGACGGGUUCGAGGUGCUGAAGGGGCUCCUGACGUGUGAUCCCGAGAAGCGGAUGACGGCGGCUGCGGCGCUCCGGUGUGCAUGGUUUGCUGACAUGGUUGAAGAUGCUUGUGUUUGUGUACCUGCUGCUUCUGCUGUUUCCAUGAUCGACGCCACUGGCAAGAGAGGCCAUUUGCUGGGUGUGCGAUGA